AUGGCGACGUCCCCCGCCGGUCGUAUGCUGUCUCGCCAGCUGCAGCAGAUGCAAUCCGAUAAGGACAUUCCCGGAAUCAGCUGUGGUCUGGUCGAUAGCAAUGUCUUCGAAUGGGAGGUUAUGCUCAUGAUUUCGGACGACGUGAAGUUGUAUGGAGGUGGUUUCUUCCGCGCUCGCCUCACUUUCCCUAUCGAGUACCCUCAUAUGCCGCCCAAGAUGAAGUUUGAAUCUCCUCUCUUCCACCCCAACAUUUACCCUAACGGCGACGUCUGUAUUUCUAUCCUGCACCCUCCCGAGGAAGACAAGUAUGGCUACGAGUCUGCCGCCGAGCGCUGGUCGCCCGUCCAGACCCCCGAGACCAUCUUGCUCUCGGUCAUUUCCAUGUUGUCCAGCCCCAACGACGAGAGCCCGGCGAAUGUCGAGGCUGCCCGGCUGUGGCGUGAGAAUCCGGCCGAGUUCAAGAAACGCGUGCGUCGGUGCGUGCGGGAGAGCCUAGGCGAGGAUUUAUGA
Penicillium atrosanguineum is the source of this 510-nucleotide messenger RNA. RefSeq names its product putative ubiquitin conjugating enzyme. Bases 1 to 510 code for a protein of 169 amino acids. NCBI's taxonomy places the organism in Eukaryota, Fungi, Ascomycota, Eurotiomycetes, Eurotiales, Aspergillaceae. The transcript has 3 exons. Gene Ontology annotation, cellular component: cytosol; endoplasmic reticulum. The record is from RefSeq and is a predicted model, not a curated record.